AUUUAAAUAAUUUAGUUUGACUCGCUCAAUCCAAUCGAAUUACAAAAAAAAUAAAUAAAAUUUUUACCAUAAUAAAAUUUUAACGAACAAAAAAAAAUAAAUUAUUCUCGAAAAGAUGAAAUUCUUAGGCUGUCUUAUUUUUGCUUUAAUUGCUGCAUUUGCUGUUGUAUCAGCAACAAAUUCAACAUGGGGAGCACGCAAUUGGAAUGAUCAAAUGAUUUUCCGUCAAAAUAUCGUUAUUAAAGGAAAUUAUCCAACAUACAAUUUAACUUUCCCAGCUAGAGCAGGAGCAAAUACCAGAAAAAUAACAUAUAUUUUAGCUAGAGAUUUAACUAGAUUUGGUAAUGGUGGACAAGCUACACUUUAUCGUGGUGGUGUUGGUUUCAAAAAUGUUACACUCAUCUUUAGAUCACAAAGUAAUACUGGUCUCAAUAUGACAGCUGAAAUUUGGGGACGUUAAGUAUCUGAGAAAAAAAUGAAAAUAUUUUAAACUGUUUCAUAAUUAUUUGUGAUAUUAAAAUCGAGAAUAAUAUAAAGUAAAAAUUUUAUGACUCGAA
Molecule: messenger RNA, 557 nt
Organism: Condylostylus longicornis
Lineage: Eukaryota; Metazoa; Arthropoda; Insecta; Diptera; Dolichopodidae
Exons: 3
Coding region: 116-460 (114 amino acids)
Source: RefSeq, a predicted model, not a curated record